This is a messenger RNA of Phytophthora sojae, 915 nucleotides long. RefSeq lists its product as hypothetical. The transcript has a single exon. The coding region runs from base 1 to 915 and encodes 304 amino acids. NCBI's taxonomy places the organism in Eukaryota, Oomycota, Peronosporomycetes, Peronosporales, Peronosporaceae. Gene Ontology annotation, molecular function: cysteine-type deubiquitinase activity; protein binding. The record is from RefSeq and is a predicted model, not a curated record.
AUGGCGUCCAACGUGUCGUCCGGCACUAUUGCUGCAUCGCUCAUGGCGCAGACAAACCAGUUCGACCGAGACGACUCGAUUGAAGAAGACGAUGACGCUGAGUACGUUACCGCUGUAGCUCCUCCUGGUCCGCUGGGGCUGAAUCUGGACGGUGGAGUGCUCGACUGCGCCGUUGUGAUGGGCUUUGUCAAGUUGCGCGAUGGCUCUAAGGGAGCGCUUGAGCGUAACGGAGAUAUCGUUCCUGGAUCAGUGAUUGUCCGCAUCAAUGGCAAGGAUUUCUCGGACGCGACACUGAAUGAUGUGCGGACGAGACUUGGGGAGCUCGGUCACCUGCCGCGCACAAUUGUAUUUCGCCUACCUCGCCGCCAGCAGCAGCAGCAGUCCAGUGUGCCACGCUCCACUGGCAUGCGGCGUGCCCCGACGCUCCCUGUUUUCCACGAAGACUUUGACAAGCGCCGCAAAUUUGAACUGGGCCUGGUGAUGCACUACGAUAAAACUGUUUUAAAACGGCGCGAGUGUUGGUUCUGCAUCGACGCGAAGUGGAUGGCUCGGUGGGUGGACUUCGUUGCCCGCGGAGGGCCUGAACCAGGUCCCAUUAGCAACGAAAACCUGCUUCACCCUGCUUGGCGGAAGAUGCUGGCUCACGACGCUCCUGGCCGACCUGACACGGCACGCGAAGGGCUGAUUCUCAUGAAGGACUACAGAGUGGUGGCACCGAUGGUUUGGUGCUUAUUUGCCGAGCUGCACGGUCUAGGCGAAGCGCCCUUAUUGCCGCGGUAUCUGAUGGACAUUUACGCCGAAGCUCUGAGCGACGGAGAGGUAAAAAGCAUUCUGGAAGUCCCUCGGCCCAAGGCGUCCGUGCUUGCCAAUGAAUUGCGCGAUAAGUGCCUCGUUCGCUCGAGCAGAAACCGCUAA